Messenger RNA from Auanema sp. JU1783, 711 nucleotides. NCBI's taxonomy places the organism in Eukaryota, Metazoa, Nematoda, Chromadorea, Rhabditida, Rhabditidae. The record is from the annotation of a GenBank genome assembly.
AUGAACGACAAAGUUGCCAUCAUUGGCAGCGGACUGAUUGGAUCAAGUUGGGCUACUCUGUUCAUCUCUCAUGGUUAUCGAGUAUCUCUUUAUGAUAUUUCGACUGACCAAUUGGAUAAAUCGUAUGCACUUAUCAAUGAUAAUCUGAAUAAACUGAAGGCGGGUCAGAAGUGCGUUAUGUCCGUAAGGUCUUUCCUUUUGCAGGAGAAGAAACUCCUGGACAAAUGUGUUGAAGAAUGUCUUCAACUCAUAACGAAGACAACUGAUCUGAAAGAAGCUCUAGACGGCGCAUUCUAUGCUCAAGAAUCUACAUGCGAAUCUUUAGACUUCAAGAAGAAAGUUUUCAAACAACUUGAAGAGCUGUCCGCUCCCACAUGCAUUCUCGCUAGUAGCACUUCCACUAUACCCGCAAGCAAAUUCACUGAGGAGUUGCAACACAGAGAGCGAUGUCUUGUCGCUCACCCUGUGAACCCACCUCUUUUCUUGAAACUAGUUGAACUCGUACCUGCUCCUUGGACUAGUAAGACAACGAUGGAAGAAAGCAAGAAACUAAUGCAAAACAUAGGCCAAGAACCGGUUAGUCUCACAAAGGAAGUUGUAGGAUUUGCAGUAAACCGUAUACAAUUCGCAAUCCUUUCCGAGGCUUGGCGUUUAGUGGAAGAUGACGUAAUGAGUGCCGAAGAUGUUGACAAGGUGAUCAUGUGGCUUUAG